UUUGGACAGUAAAAUGUUUAGACAGAAGUUUUAAAUACAACGUUUAACUUGUCUUUUGGCAUUUCGUGUGAAGUUCAGAAGGUGCGUGUACGCUUUUUUUAAUUCGCCCGGCUCAGAAAGUUACUUUUAUGACUUUUUUUGGGUCAAAAGGCUCAAAAGCUAGUUCCGCCUUGCUUUCUCCCUGUGAUGGACAGCAGCGACAAGUGUCAAAAGUAAUCAAGGGUCAACAAGAUACAGGGAAAACAGGUCUCCUGCUUUUUGGAUACAUUUCAACACAAGUUAAACGGUUACCAGAAAAGUGGUGAUGACUGUGUCUUGGCAAAAGGAGUGUCAUUAUCACUUUGCUGUUUAGUUGUCCUGCUGGAACCAGAAGUCACAGCCAAACUGCAGGGACAGCAUUUUUGAAGAUCCAAGAUCAGUGAUCUUCAGUAGAAGAGCUGCUGACUGCUGAGCUUCGGACACUGUGAUGGAAAAUCCUGACGAUGAGGUCGACCUGCAACACAGCACGACAGGGGGUGAAGAAGGAAACUCCGGUGGGGGAACACCUCCAACCAAACGCAAAGGCAAGUUCUCCAAAAUGGGGAGGAUCUUCAAACCCUGGAAAUGGAGAAAGAAGAAGCCAAGUGAGAAGUUCACCGAAACAUCUAUAGCUUUGGAAAGAAAGAUUUCAGUUAGAAAAAGUCGCCAAGAGCUGAUUGCAAGAGGUGUUCUAAAGGACAUCCCAGAGAACGAGAGCAAUGAUGUGAACCACUCUAAAGCUCCACCAGUGAAAAAUGGGCACCCUGUGCCAAUGGAUGUGGACAGGGUGUCAGAACUUGGGGUGCGAGUGUCUCGAGGGGAGUCUGACAUGAAGGUGAAUCCCCCCAGGCUGCCUCAGGGAGAUGAACGGCGAAGCAGGGUGCCGUCUGAUGCCUCCCGAAGCAACCGAGCACCUCUGGAUGUGGACUCUCAUGCGCGGCUUUCUGUGGAUGUGGACAGACGAAGCCGUCUGCCGUCAGAUGUUGACAAGAGAGGAGGAUCUUUACCCCGAGGGCCUCCUCAAGAUGAUAGAUACCAGAGGAGAGAGGAGAGGAGAGAUGGAAAAGAUGACAGGGAAGACAGAGGGAGGAAGGACAGGGAAGACAUGGACAGAAGGGACUGGCGAGAGGAAAGGGAAAGGGAAAAGGAUGGGGGAGUUGACCGGAGGGCAGAUCGAGACCCCAGAGACAGGCGAGAAUGCAGAGAUGACAGAGAGAGGAGAGAUGACAGGACAGACAAUAGGGAAAGGAAAGAUCGUGAGGAGAGAGAACAGAGGGAUCGGGAUGAGAGAGAACGGAGGGAUCGGGACGAGAGGGAACGGAGGGAUCGGGAUGAGAGAGAACGGAGGGAUCGGGACGACAGGGAACGGAGGGAUCGGGAAGAGAGGGAAAGGAGGGAUCGGGACGAGAGGGAGCGCAGAGAUCGUGAGGAGAGAGAAAGGAGAGAUCGGGAUGAGAGGGAGCGCAGAGAUCGUGAGGAGAGACAAAGGAGAGAUCGGGAUGAGAGAGAAAGGAGGGAUCUGGAUGACAGAGACAGGAGGGACCCCAGAGACAGGAGAGACGACAGGGAUCGGCGGGCUGAGAGGGACAGGAGAGAGAACAGAGAUGACAGAAGAGAUGACAGAGAGGACAGAGAUAGGAAAGACAUGCGUGCAGAAAGAGAUGAUAGAAAUAGAAGAGAUGACCGAGACCGACGAGAAGACAGAGAGAGGAAAGAGGAUAGGGACAAAUGGGAUGACUGGGCCAAAAGAAAUGAAAGAGAGCGGCGAGAUGAGCGGGAGAGGAGGGAGGACAAGGAGAGGAGAGAAAAGCCAGAUGACUCAAAGCCGAUAGUCAGGCCUGUCUCUGAGAUGGACUUACGGCCUCCUCUGCAGAAGAGCUCCUCAGAGGAAAACAGGAAAGCUCGCCCUGCCUCAGAGAUUGACCAGAGGAGUACACUGCCCAGAUACACCCCAGCUACAGAGUUCAGAGAGCGCUCAGAGUCUGCUGGUGUCCGCUUCGCCCCUGACCCUCAUCCAACUCAAGAGUCACAGCAGGAUCCUCCCCCACCCAAACAAGCUCUGCUUCCCCCAAAAUUCCUCACUGCUCUUUCCAAUGAGUCCGGCAGGAGUCCAACCCCCUCCUCAUCUUCAUCCUCCUCCUCUUCUUCCUCCUCCUCUUCGUCCUCUGCUCCCAUAGCUGUGGCCAGGCCGCCAAGGACUGUCUCCUUAAUAGUUGACGACACAUCUCGACCCUCCAUCACUGCUCCCUCCUCAGCCGACUCUGACACGCCACCACCUGUCCCUCCCCAUGCCAAGCAGCCUCCUGUCCCUCCACCCAAGCCCACCAACCGCAACAGCAACCCUGCACUGCUCGCUUCCUCAUUGAACAGGGGCUCUAGGGCCAGGCAGCCUUGUUACUGGACCAGCUGGAGACGUCAGAGUGAGCUCGGCCUCUACCUCUCUCUGCCUGUGUACCUGCGGCACAGGGCUGCAGGGACCUGCUCAGCGGAGCUUUCUCAGCCUGGCAGCGGUAUCAUCGUAGUGCCAGCACCUGCUAAGCGCUCUCCACCGACCCCACCAAAAAGAAUGACCCCCGUAACCAAGCGCCACUCUGUGGAUCCUUCCCCUCCGAGUCAGGUCCCAGAGUCUGCUGCCACUGACCCAGCUCCUGCCCCUGUAUCUGCGCCCCCUGCUGUCCUCAGAGGAGAAAGCAGUGAGGACAAAACAAAUGCAACGGCUCCUCAGACCUCCGCUGACCCUUUGCUUUCACCGCCGUCCCACAUACCUCCAUCUCCUCCCAGGGUUCAGUCGCUCCAGCCGCCCAGCGCCACCUCCUCUGGACCUGUGCCCACUGUGCAAACGGAUCCUCCCAGCCCGACCACUGAGCCUCCCAGCCAGCCUCCAGCCAUCCCCCUGCACAUCCUCAUCCAGAGGGCUCUUGCCAGCCCCGGCCCAACUCAGCCCAACCCUGACGGCUCCCAGAGGGCCCACUCAUUACUGUUUGAAUCCCCUCCAGAUUUCCUUGUCGAGGCGGGGGGUAACUCAAGGCAUUCUCUCCCGGUCACCAUCGAACCUCUCAGGCUGCCAGAGGACGAUGACUUUGACAUGGAGGAGGAGAUGCGGAAGCUUCACUCACAGAGACCUUCCCGCCAGCCUGACCUGGAGCCACGCAGCAGGAGGGGUUUGGUUGGAGACCCCAGGGUGAGCGUCAUCCAUGAGGGCGGAGGCCCUGGGGACAGUGAGGAGGAGUCUGACUCUGAUGGCCCCAUCCUGUACAGAGACGACGAUGAUGACGACGAUGACGAGGAAGGCCCUCCAAGUGGGCUGGCGAGUCGUGUGAAGAGGAAGGACACUUUAGCCCUGAAGUUGGAGAGACAGGAGAGACAAGAGAGAGAGGAGAGGGACGCUCAGGAGAACCACGACAACAUGAGUUGGCAGAACAGGGAGCAGUGGGUGGCAGUGAGGAACAAGAUCAGCACCACACUGACACGGCGGCUGAGUCAGAGACCGACAGCAGAAGAGCUGGAGCAGAGGAACAUUCUUCAAGCCAAGAACGAAGCCGAUCGACGGUUAGAGAGAUGUGAGAUCAAACGGAGGCUCACCAGAAAGCUGUCUCAGAGACCCACAGUGGCCGAACUCCAGGCGAGGAAGAUCCUGCGUUUCCAUGAAUACGUCGAGUGCACCCACGCCCACGACUAUGACCGACGAGCUGAUAAACCGUGGACUAAGCUCACUCCUGCUGACAAGGCUGCCAUCCGCAAGGAGCUCAAUGAAUUCAAGAGUUCAGAGAUGGAGGUGCAUGAAGAAAGCAGGAUCUAUACCAGGUUCCAUCGGCCUUAGCUGUCCGUGCUGACCAGUAAAGCACUUAGACCAGGAGUAGAGAGACAGCACAAGGCCCUCUCCCCACUAAGAACUGAACAUGUGGUCCACUUGGUUCGUUCUUUUUUUUUUUUUUUUUUUAACUGACUGCCUGCUAACCUGCUCCAGCUGAAAAUGCCACUGUUCACUGACAAACUGGAACCAAAGCGGAAGAAGCCACAAUCAGUUCAACCACAGCUGGUUCUCAAACAUACUCUGGUUCUUAAGACUGUGGAAUUCAGGACAGGAGGAGUUUGUUUGGCGCCCGGUGCCAACACUAAAAGAGUGAGGAGUCGCUCCUCUAUCCCACUGCUGGGGACUCAAACAGAGUCAGAUUGAACUGAAAGGGUAACUCCUGGAGGGUUAUCAUGUCUCCCUCAGGAGAAACCAUUCUCACCAUGCCUUUACCUGCCUUCAUGAUAUGAUUUCUCCCUUCCUUGCACAACAGGAGGACUGUGCACAUAAAGAGAUAUAGUUACUGUUAGCACUGAUGGUGUUACCACUGAAUGAACCUGGUCUGUCUAAACACUGUUUAUAUGUGCAUAUUUGGUACUACAGGUGUCUGUCCAUAGGUGCCACUCAGCACCAGCCUUACUCCUCAUGUGAUCUAACACACAAGUAAUUUAAAAUGUAGACAAAUGUAAACAACAUGUGAAAGAUGUUGGUACAGCAGCGUGUUUCUUAUUUAAACCUCAGUCUUUGCUCCAUCUGAAUCAACAGCUCAGCUCUGUGUGUAGACCCUCAGAGCACUGACUCCAACCUACUCUCCCAAUGUGUGCAUUUUACUGUAUUGUCUUGAUCAUUUAAAUGAUUAAACUCAUGGAGCACAUAUCACUAAAUUAUCUUCUAAUAAGGCACCUUAUGUUCCUUAAUUGGGUGUAUAGAAAAUUUAAAGUUUUGAACCUCAAAUUUUUUGUUUAUAAUUGAAUUGAAUUAUUCAAGCAGGAAAAUGUACAUAUUUUUAUUUUCCUGCCUGUUUUAUGGUACUUUAUAUAUGCAGGUCAAUAGAUGGCUGCAAUUGUAUAGAUCAAUAUGUAGAUUUGAUUAACUUUAUAUUGUAUAUCUACAGUAAUGCUGACAUGUUUUAAUUGUAAAGUAUUUCUCAAAUGUUAUUUCCGAGUAGUAACGGUACAAAAUUUCUUUUUUCUUUUCCUUUCUUUUGAUACAGAGAUCUUUAAACUUUUUGCAACCACACUGUAUAAAGGAACAAUCCACUCUGAAAUUAAAAGAAUCUGUGAUUUUCAUUUCAA
Messenger RNA from Lates calcarifer (barramundi perch), 5106 nucleotides. It is a transcript of the gene phactr4a, whose product is annotated as phosphatase and actin regulator 4a. Gene Ontology annotation, biological process: actin cytoskeleton organization; neural crest cell migration. NCBI's taxonomy places the organism in Eukaryota, Metazoa, Chordata, Actinopteri, Centropomidae. The transcript has 16 exons. Gene Ontology annotation, molecular function: actin binding. The record is from RefSeq and is a predicted model, not a curated record. The coding region runs from base 467 to 3838 and encodes 1123 amino acids.